Rotaria socialis is the source of this 279-nucleotide messenger RNA. The record is from the annotation of a GenBank genome assembly. Lineage: Eukaryota; Metazoa; Rotifera; Eurotatoria; Philodinida; Philodinidae.
AUGAUUGUGCACCAUUACAAACAAGUUCAAGAGUUAGUUGAAUUAUGUGGAGCAAAAUUAGUUCGAAGUUUUAGCGAAAUAAAAACAAUUGAUAAUGAAAGACAAAUGAUUCUUGUUCUUGGUAUUAAUGAAUUUUCUGGCGGAGACAAUAAACGCAAAGCACUUUUAGAUGCAUGUCAACAAUUUAAUGUUAGAUGUGCUAAUAUUCAUUGGUCACUGAUUUCAAUUGCUAAAUUUGACGUACAACCACUUGAAAAUUAUGAUAUUAAUCAUAUUUAA